GCCUGAUCGCAGCUCAACAGGAAAUAGAAGAAGAAGAAGAAGAAGAAGCCCGGAUCAUGUACAAGGUCGGAGGGGUCACAGGAGUCUCUGGCACUCUGGGAUUGAUUUCUGCCUCCGUGCUGGCGGCCUCCGCGUCCGCUGAUGACGAUAAACCCGGCACGACUCUGAGUGUAGAUGAGCUGUCUCUCUACACGACACCGCAGCAGAGGUUCCAGCGCGUGGAGGCUGAGAGAGGACAGGUGGAGGAGGGCGUGGCCAAACUGAGAAAACUGGCAGAGCCGUACACCAGCUGGUGCCAGCAAACGGCCAGCUCGGCCAGACAGACAGCGCAGGGCGUCUAUGGGACGGUGAAGCCCAAGGUUGACAACACUGUACAGUUCGGGCAGAACAGUUAUGCCUACUUGAAGAACCCUCCGCCUGAGUUUUACCCCAGAGCUGGAGUCAUCGGAUUUGCCGGGAUCCUGGGCCUUUUCCUUGGAAGAGGCUCCAGGCUGAAGAAACUGAUCUACCCGACCGGUCUAAUGGCUGUGUCUGCGUCCAUGUAUUAUCCUCGAGAGGCCGUGACCGUCACAAAGAACACAGGAGACGCUGUAUACGACUGGGCGCUUCAGGCUUAUGUUGCUCUGGAGAAACUCAUCAAGGACAAACCUGCCUCAAAGAAAGAUCAAGCAGAAAAGAGUUCAAGUGGGGAGACCAAAGCUUAGAUUAAAUAUGCCGUUUCUCAGAAGUCCUCAUGACUGCGGUUUGCUGUGCUGUUUUGUUUACAGAUGCAUCAUCAUGUCUCAAGAUCUCCAUCCUUCGCUCACGUUCAUGACCUGCUUUUGCACUUGCCACUUCCUCUUUCGUCUGUCAAUCAUCAGACGGGAGUUAGUGGCCUGACUGAAAAGUUCUGAAUUUGUAAAACUACUGCGAUCGUAUUAAACAGUUGUGUACCAAAAAUAAA
Molecule: messenger RNA, 943 nt
Organism: Cyprinus carpio (common carp)
Lineage: Eukaryota; Metazoa; Chordata; Actinopteri; Cypriniformes; Cyprinidae
Product: MICOS complex subunit MIC26-like
Exons: 10
Coding region: 57-704 (215 amino acids)
Biological process (GO): cristae formation
Cellular component (GO): MICOS complex
Source: RefSeq, a predicted model, not a curated record